Messenger RNA from Pyrus x bretschneideri (Chinese white pear), 3072 nucleotides. Its product is annotated as protein ROOT HAIR DEFECTIVE 3. Gene Ontology annotation, molecular function: GTPase activity; GTP binding. Gene Ontology annotation, cellular component: endoplasmic reticulum. Lineage: Eukaryota; Viridiplantae; Streptophyta; Magnoliopsida; Rosales; Rosaceae. The record is from RefSeq and is a predicted model, not a curated record. Gene Ontology annotation, biological process: endoplasmic reticulum membrane fusion.
GAAAGUCACGCACGCCCACUUUUUAAGAACAAAAGCUCAAACUCUCUCUCCUCUGCGAUCGCUUGCUCUUUCUCUCUCCCUCUCUUCUCUCUGCUCCUAACCGAUCUCUUUCUCUCAAUCUCGCACACAUUUUGAAGCCUGUCAUCUCAAGCUCUUCGAGGCCAAUCUCGCCCGAAAAUGGCAAAAAGUGAGGAGUGCUGCUCUACUCAGCUUCUUGACGGGGAUGGUACAUUCAAUGUCACCGGAAUUGAUCAGUUUAUUAAGGAGGCAAAAUUGGCUGAAUGCGGACUUUCUUAUGCCGUUGUCUCCAUUAUGGGACCACAAAGUAGUGGAAAGAGCACAUUGUUAAAUCAUUUAUUUGCUACCAACUUUCGCGAGAUGGAUGCUUUUAGAGGAAGGUCGCAAACAACCAAAGGUAUUUGGGUUGCAAAAUGCGCCGGCAUUGAGCCUUGCACUCUUGUAAUGGAUUUAGAGGGUACCGAUGGAAGAGAACGAGGAGAGGAUGAUACUGCAUUUGAGAAGCAGAGUGCCCUCUUUGCUCUUGCUGUUUCAGAUAUAGUGCUCAUAAACAUGUGGUGCCAUGAUAUAGGCCGUGAGCAAGCUGCAAACAAGCCUCUCCUGAAGACUGUGUUCCAAGUGAUGAUGCGAUUAUUUAGUCCGCGUAAAACAACCCUGAUGUUUGUCAUCCGUGAUAAGACAAGGACGCCGUUGGAAAAUUUAGAACCAGUGCUUAGAGAAGACAUUCAGAAGAUAUGGGACUCUGUUCCUAAGCCUGAAGCCCACAAGGAAACUCCACUAAGUGAAUUUUUUAAUGUUGAGGUUGUUGCUCUUUCAAGUUAUGAAGAAAAGGAAGAGCAAUUUAAGGAGCAGGUUGCUAGCUUGAGGCAGAGAUUUUAUCAUUCUAUUGCACCUGGUGGUCUUGCUGGAGACCGACGGGGAGUGGUUCCUGCUUCAGGGUUUUCGUUUAGUGCACAACAGAUAUGGAAAGUCAUCAAAGAAAACAAAGAUCUUGAUCUUCCUGCCCACAAGGUCAUGGUGGCUACUGUACGUUGUGAAGAAAUUGCAAAUGAGAAGUAUGCUGCUUUUGCAGGAAAUGAGGAGUGGAGUGAGUUGGAUGAGGCUAUUCAGUCCGGUCCUAUUUCUGGCUUUGGGAAGAAGCUCAAUUCAAUCCUUGAUACUUAUCUAUCAGAGUAUGAUGCAGAGGCUAUAUAUUUUGAUGAGGGUGUCAGAACUGGGAAGCGCCAGCAGCUCGAAGAAAAAUUGCUGCAACUUGUCCAACCUGCGUUCCAAGCUUUACUGGGACAUAUAAGAUCUGGUACUCUGGAUAAGUUCAAGGAAGCAUUUGAUAAGGCUUUGAAAGGUGGGGAGGGAUUUUCAGCGGCUGCUCAUAAUUGCUCUCAGUCCUUUAUGGCUCUGUUUGAUGAAGGAUGUGCAGAUGCUGUUAUCACACUAGCAAACUGGGACACAUCAAAAGUAAGGGAUAAACUUAAACGAGAUAUAGAAGCCCAUAUUGCUUCAGUUCGUGCUGCUAAGCUAUCUGAACUUACUGCACUUUAUGAGUCAAAAUUGAAGGAUGCAUUAUCGGCACCAGUAGAGGCUCUUCUAGAUGGAGCUAAUAGUGAGACCUGGCCCUCAAUAAGAAAACUUUUCCGGCGUGAGACAGAAUCAGCUGUCUCCGGGCUCUCUAGUGCACUUUCUGGUUUUGAUAUGGAUGAAGAAGCUAAGGGCCAAAUACUUGCAAAUCUGGAGGCGUAUGCAAGAGGUGUGGUAGAAGCUAAAACAAAGGAAGAGGCUGGAAGGGUUUUGAUUCGUAUGAAGGACAGGUUUGCAACGUUAUUUAGCCAUGAUUCUGAUUCAAUGCCACGUGUCUGGACUGGGAAGGAAGAUAUUAGAUCAAUUACCAAAACUGCUCGUUCUGCGUCCUUAAAAUUGCUUUCUGUUAUGGCUGCAAUCCGUUUGGAUGAUGAGGGCGCUGAUAAUAUUGAGAAUACUUUGUCCCUUGCCUUGGUGGAUUCCACAAAUGCUGCUGUUAAAGAUCGGAGUAUCACGACCGCUGACCCACUGGCUUCAAGCACUUGGCAAGAGAUUUCAGCAUCAAAAACAUUGAUCACACCUGUCCAGUGCAAAUCUUUGUGGCGGCAAUUCAAGGCAGAGACUGAGUACAGUGUUUCUCAGGCUAUUUCUGCACAGGAAGCUAACAAGCGUAAUAACAACUGGUUGCCACCUCCGUGGGCUAUUGUUGCCUUGAUUGUGCUGGGAUUCAAUGAAUUUAUGACACUUUUAAGAAAUCCUUUCUAUCUGUGCGUCAUCUUUGUGGGCUUUUUACUCGUUAAAGCCCUAUGGGUGCAGCUAGACGUCGCGGGUGAAUUCCGCAAUGGUGCUCUUCCCGGGCUUCUAUCCUUGUCGACCAAGGUGGUACCAACUAUCAUGAACAUGAUGAAAAGACUAGCAGAAGAAGGGGCAAAGCCUGCAGCUAAUGAUCCUCCGAGGAACCCUGCACCAGCAUCAACAGGCUAUGGGAAAGAAGGGAAUUCUAGCAGUGAAAUGUCAUCAAGUGGCUCAUCUGGAGUGACAGAAUCUGAACACUCCAGCUCCUCAAAACACGACUAGUUUAAACAAUCUGAACAAAGACUGUUUUUUCUGUUUGAAGAUUCUGGUGUUCUGCGUACUUAAUGUAAGGGUGUUAAGUCGCGUAUCAUCCUCGUAUAUUAGUUCUGUGAGCUUGUAUGUUACCUUUGCAAGCGUACAGCAGUAAUAGUUUUGUAGGCAUCAUUUUUUAGCGAGUGCCACAUACAAGGGGCAGUUUGUUGUUUUGAGGAAGCCCCAUUAAGCAUUUAUUUUGUCAGCAUAGGUGUUUUCUUGUUUAUUUGGUGUUGGAGGAGCUACUAAAGGCUCCUUUCAGUGAUCGAUAUUGAUAUCGAUCACGUUCGUUGAUUGCAUCAGUUUUGUAUUGCUAAAGUUGUAACCAUGCUUGGUGUUGGAGUUAACUGAAUAUUGGCAAGCAAUUCACUCAGUAUUUCAUGUGUAAGAACACUCCUUUGGAUAAAAGCUUAUGCUAAUUCUUUUUGGUAA